AUGCAUUCUGUCUUGCCUGCAUGCGCUCAUGUAACUUCUCCCUGCAUGCUUCUGUGCGUGUGCGCGCGCGUGUAUGUCUGUAUCAACAAUGCAGGCUCCAACGCGUAUGAGUACGCUCCUUUGGUGGAGGCGGGAGAUGCGGCCUUAGAGGAGAUCGUGCGAACCAAUGUGUUGGGUGUGAUGCUGUGCUGCCGCCAGGCCAUGCGCCUCAUGCGGAACCAGCCUGGAGGGGGACACAUUUUCAACAUGGACGGGGCUGGGGCUGAUGGGAAUGCCACCCCGCGCUUCGCAGCCUACGGAGCCACCAAGCGCAGCCUGGCGCAGUUCACCAACUUCGCAGCCUACGGAGCCACCAAGCGCAGCCUGGCGCAGUUCACCAAGUCACUGCAGGCGGAGCUGAAGAUGCUUAAAGUCCCCAACGUCGUUGUGCACAACCUGUCGCCCGGCAUGCCCGGCAUGCCCGGCAUGGUGACCACUGACCUGCUCAUGUCCCCCGCCAACACUGCAGGCACUCAUGCACCCUGCAUUCUCCUCCUCGCCCCCUCCUCCCUCCCCAUCCCAUCAGCCCGGCAUGCCCGGCAUGGGGUCAGUGCUCCGUAUCCCUUCCCUGGUGCUGGUGCCAGUACAGCUACUGCUGUUCAAGUGCUCCGUAUCCCUUCCCUGGUGCUGGUGCCAGUACAGCUACUGCUGUUCAAGUGCUCCGUAUCCCUUCCCUGGUGCUGGUGCCAGUACAGCUACUGCUGUUCAAGUGCUCCGUAUCCCUUCCCUGGUGCUGGUGCCAGUACAGCUACUGCUGUUCAAGUGCUCCGUAUCCCUUCCCUGGUGCUGGUGCCAGUACAGCUACUGCUGUUCAAGUGCUCCGUAUCCCUUCCCUGGUGCUGGUGCCAGUACAGCUACUGCUGUUCAAGUGCUCCGUAUCCCUUCCCUGGUGCUGGUGCCAGUACAGCUACUGCUGUUCAAGUGCUCCGUAUCCCUUCCCUGGCGCUGGUGCCAGUACAGCUACUGCUGUUCAAGUGCUCCGUAUCCCUUCCCUGGUGCUGGUGCCAGUACAGCUACUGCUGUUCAAGUGCUCCGUAUCCCUUCCCUGGUGCUGGUGCCAGUACAGCUACUGCUGUUCAAGUGCUCCGUAUCCCUUCCCUGGUGCUGGUGCCAGUACAGCUACUGCUGUUCAAGUGCUCCGUAUCCCUGGUGCUGGUGCCAGUAGUGGGUGGUAUUUGCACUGCACUGGGACGGCAGUAG
Messenger RNA from Closterium sp. NIES-65, 1239 nucleotides. Lineage: Eukaryota; Viridiplantae; Streptophyta; Zygnematophyceae; Desmidiales; Closteriaceae. The record is from the annotation of a GenBank genome assembly.